Molecule: messenger RNA, 2777 nt
Organism: Batrachochytrium dendrobatidis JAM81
Lineage: Eukaryota; Fungi; Chytridiomycota; Chytridiomycetes; Rhizophydiales
Exons: 4
Coding region: 1-2442 (813 amino acids)
Source: RefSeq, a predicted model, not a curated record
AUGCUUCAGGAUCACAGAGUGUCCGUCAUGAUACCAGCAACUCACACUAUGUCAAAAGCAUCAACACCACCUGCCAGCCACUACAAGUACUCCCAUUCUGCUGAUGUCAGCCACGAGAAUGGCUCAAUUAGUGCAUCCACAAAUACCCUCACUCAUCUAGAGUGCAUUUACUCCACUACUGGUGCUGAUACACCCGCUGGAAACGCUCUUUCCAACUAUUCAGCCAAGUUGCAGCCAUUGUCUAUCCAUCAAACGGCCCAGCAUUUACGCAAGCGCAUUCAAUUUGCCGCUCUCAAAGUGACAUAUGGCUGGGAGAACUUGUCAUUGUCCAAGAUUCGUCGUAUUUUGGAGCAGGCUGAGAUUGAAGCUCGCUUGAAUUACGGGACUGUGGCUGCAGCUACAGAUCUGGUCUUGACAAAUGACUGGAUUUCUACAAACCCAAAGGUUCCUUUUAUGGCUCAAGCCACUACUGAUCCAGCCAAUAGUAUGCGUGCCAUGCCUAGCAAUGAUGCUGUUUCAUCUCUUUAUUCAAAUGUGGCUGCUUCCACUAAAAAACAUGAUCAUGAACCCGUUGCAUCUUUCUUUUUUGGUGAUACCUUUUCAAAACCAUUGCUUUCUGUGCCAGAGGAGCUUUUGACUGCAGCGGAUAUCCAAGCAAAGAUGACAUAUAGCACCAACACUGCAGACACGUGUAUGAGUGUAGCGUCAAACUCUAUUACCACAACCCAGUCCAAAAAUUCUAAACGAGGACUCGGCAAUAACUUACAAGAUACAGAGUCUCGAAUGCGUGUACGUAAAUCGCCGAUUUCUCCAACAUUGUCUGGGAUAUCUCCAAUACUCCAGCAACAGACAGGGCAAUCGCCUUUAUACCAGCCCAUUCAGACUCGAUUUGUUCGCGAUAUUCGUAAUCUCAGCCUUGCCAGUUUGCAACAAUUGCGAUCGGUCGUAAGUUCUUUUGAGCCUGGCCCACUUAGCGCUGUUUCGUAUGAUGCUUUUCCUACUACCAGUCAUGCAUUCAACUUUCAGCUUCCAGUUUCACAGCCAUCACCACAAUUGAUUGCACCGAAUGCAGAUUCUCCUCGAUCCUUUUAUGAUACCAAUACCACUGAUUGUUAUUCUGCCUGUACUACAUCUACUCCCAAUUUUCAAUCUGAAAUGGGUGUUUUGAUUGAUUCCCAUGGCAUAAGCGGCUCUCGAUAUGGCGGCACACCUAUUUCAGUACCCAUCACUACAUCUGCAGAUGAGCUAGAAACUGGAUCCUCACAAUCACAGACAUUAUCGACACGCAGCUUUCCUUGUACUACCGACUCAUUAAAACUUAAAGCUUCUGUUUCAGAACUGCAAGCUGUGUAUUCUAGCUCUGAUUCCCAUCACGAUGCAUUUACUAAGAACUCUCAAACUAGAGGAACUAUGCCAUUACCACUGUUGUUUCAACAUCAACAAAGCCAUGAUAACCAACUGCAGAGAAUGCUUGAAAUUCCCUUUGCACAACCUCAAUCUCAUAUGGUUUCAAACAAACCUUUUUUCGUCCCACCAAAAAAGUUUACUAGUCAUAUACAGGAUCACAGCUCAACACUGUCUCAAUACCAGCAGCAAAAUUCCCAGCAACUGCUGCAACAAAUGCAGCAGCAGAUGAAUAUGACUAUUUCACCCAUGGAAGCCAAUUUGAGAUACCAACGCUCCUUUUCUAUGCCAAACCUCGUCCGUGAAGCAAUGAAUGUACCUCAUACGACAUUCUCUAUUACUGACAAUGUGGGUGCUGGUUUGCAUUCAACGGAUCAUUUUUCCACCAUGAGACAUACUUUACCGGAUACCUUUGAGGUGGACGCAGGUAGCAAUGAUGUUACUUGCCAAUCCUAUCCUCUUAAAAUGCAGCUUCAAACAUCUAAUACAGAUCUACAAGCGUCAUCGUUAAUUUCAAUGCAUGCCAAUCCAUGGACUCAUGGAAAUGUCAACAUGAUACCCUCAGCAGUUUUAUCAGUGCCUGCUUGUAAUAUAUAUGGUGGAAUGAUUGGUACACCACUGCAAGAUCUUCAUACAUCAGUUUUAUCUCAACAGCAGUUUCAGCAGCAAUGGCCUCAAGCAUCAUUAUGCUCAGGCGCGUCUUUACAUUCGCUGUCUCAGCAACACUGUGUCGGAUCUACACAGCCGUCAAUUCAAUCAUGCCCUAUACAGUAUGAUUCUACUUCUUCGAUAAGCAACAAUGAUGGAUCAGCUUCUUGUGGCUGGACUAUUGACGGAGACUCUAGAUUUAUUGCAAGCUCGCUGCCUUUUUCAAAUGUACUUUAUUCCCAUCCACAUUCGAUGCAAUUAUCUCAAACACAUCCUUGCGUAGUUAGUCGAGAUCGGAUAAACACACUUUCUGGUGUUGGCUCAAUGGAUACAUGGUUUGAUAUGAGUGGAGGUGAAGGUGCAAGCAAAGAGGGAAACGGGCAUAACUAGUGGAUGCAUGUGGAUCUCGUGAUUGUCGACUACUAUUGUAUCGGGUAGCUCGACUCAGUCAGUGUUGUCAAUGGUGAGCUGAGAAUGUUUUGUAGUUUAUAGAUUUCAAUUUGGGCAAAUUCAAGUGAUUGUUUUUAAAGCAUCACUUGUAAUGUGUUCAAUCAUAUAGUUUUGGUUUUCAAUCGUCACUGCAAUCGCUACUGUCUACUUUAAGAUACCCAUUCAUUUAUAUCACUUUUGGUAUAUUUUUGCAUUUUUGAUUCAUCAAUUACAUUACAGCUAACGACAAUGGAGAUGAGAGUGGAGAAAAAGUAAAAUGAAAAUUGUCAUUAGCC